Haliotis rufescens (red abalone) is the source of this 1161-nucleotide messenger RNA. RefSeq names its product collagen alpha-2(VI) chain-like. The transcript is spliced from 3 exons. NCBI's taxonomy places the organism in Eukaryota, Metazoa, Mollusca, Gastropoda, Lepetellida, Haliotidae. The record is from RefSeq and is a predicted model, not a curated record. The coding region runs from base 1 to 1161 and encodes 386 amino acids.
AUGUUACAGAUCACUCCGAGACCAGACGUUACGCCGUCUCCGUGUGCUGUGGUGGACACAACCGGACAGACGCGUGUAGUGGUGGACACAAAUGGACAGACGCGUGUAGUGGUGAACACAACCGGACAGACGUGUGCAGUGGUGGACACAACCGGACAGACGCGUGUAGUGGUGGACACAACCGGACAGACGUGUGCAGUGGUGGACAAAACCGGACAGACGUGUGCAGUGGUGGACACAACCGGACAGACGUGGGCAGUGGUGGACACAACCGGACAGACGUGUGCAGGAAACAAGGGGUACAAGGGGGACAAGGGGGACAAGGUGUACAAGGGGUACAAGGGGGACAAGGUGUACAAGGUGUACAAGGGGUACAAGGGGGACAAGGGGUACAAGGGGGACAAGGGGGACAAGGGGUACAAGGGGGACAAGGGGUACAAGGGGGGCAAGGGGGGCAAGGGGGACAAGGGGGACAAGGGGUACAAGGGGGACAAGGGGUACAAGGGGGGCAAGGGGGACAAGGGGUACAAGGGGGACAAGGGGGACAAGGGGGACAAGGGGUACAAGGGGGACAAGGGGUACAAGGGGGGCAAGGGGGACAAGGGGUACAAGGGGGACAAGGGGUACAAGGGGGGCAAGGGGGACAAGGGGAACAAGGGGUACAAGGGAUACAAGGGGUACAAGGGGGACAAGGGGUACAAAGGGGACAAGGGGGACAAGGGGAACAAGGUGUACAAGGGGGACAGGGGGAACAAGGGGUACAAGGGGAACAAGGGGAACAACGGGGACAAGGGGAACAACGGGGACAAGGGGAACAAGGGGAACAAGGGGGACAAGGGGGACAAGGGGAACAACGGGGACAAGGGGAACAAGGGGGACAAGGGGAACAACGGGGACAACGGGAACAAGGGGGAGAAGGGGUACCAGGGGUACAAGGGGUACAAGGGGAACAAGGGGUACAAGGGGGACAACGGGAACAAGGGGAACAACGGGGACAAGGGGAACAAGGGGGACAAGGGGAACAACGGGGACAACGGGAAAAAGGGGGAGAAGGGGUACCAGGGGUACAAGGGGUACAAGGGGUACAAGGGGUACAAGGGGAACAAGGGGUACAAGGGGGACAACGGGAACAACGGGAACAAGGGGAACAAGUCAAAAUAG